This is a messenger RNA of Macaca mulatta (Rhesus monkey), 6070 nucleotides long. It is a transcript of the gene GEMIN5, whose product is annotated as gem nuclear organelle associated protein 5. Gene Ontology annotation, molecular function: mRNA 3'-UTR binding; protein binding. The record is from RefSeq and is a predicted model, not a curated record. Lineage: Eukaryota; Metazoa; Chordata; Mammalia; Primates; Cercopithecidae. Gene Ontology annotation, cellular component: SMN complex; nucleus. Gene Ontology annotation, biological process: spliceosomal snRNP assembly.
ACCCCGCCCCAUUCCCUGUCUAAGGCGUGAGGCUACGAGCGUUCGGUUGUGGCUGCUUCUCUUGACUGCGACGGCUUGUAGUUAUGGGGCAGGAGCCGCGGACGCUGCCGCCCUCCCCCAACUGGUACUGCGCCCGCUGCAGCGAUGCCGUGCCCGGGGGCCUCUUUGGCUUCGCCGCGCGGACGUCCGUCUUCCUUGUCCGCGUGGGCCCGGGCGCAGGCGAGAGUCCUGGGACACCCCCGUUUCGAGUCAUAGGAGAAUUGGUGGGACACACCGAAAGGGUCUCCGGCUUCACAUUUUCUCAUCACCCUGGUCAGUACAACCUCUGUGCCACCAGCUCCGACGAUGGAACUGUGAAAAUAUGGGAUGUAGAGACAAAAACAGUUGUGACAGAACAUGCACUCCAUCAGCAUACAAUAUCAACAUUACAUUGGUCUCCUCGAGUAAAGGACUUAAUAGUAUCUGGGGAUGAAAAAGGAGUAGUUUUUUGUUACUGGCUUAACAGAAAUGACAGCCAGCACCUCUUUAUAGAACCUAGAACAAUUUUCUGUCUUACUUGUUCACCUCAUCAUGAAGAUUUAGUAGCCAUUGGCUACAAGGAUGGCAUAGUGGUGAUAAUUGACAUCAGUAAGAAAGGAGAAGUUAUUCAUAGGCUUCGAGGCCAUGAUGAUGAAAUCCACUCCAUAGCCUGGUGUCCCCUGCCUGGUGAAGAUUGUUUAUCUAUAAACCAAGAGGAAACUUCAGAAGAAGCUGAAAUUACCAAUGGGAAUGCUGUGGCACAAGCUCCAGUAACAAAAGGCUGCUACUUAGCCACUGGAAGCAAAGAUCAAACCAUUCGAAUCUGGAACUGUUCUAGAGGCCGAGGGGUGAUGAUUUUGAAAUUGCCCUUUCUGAAGAGAAGAGGAGGGGGUAUAGACCCAACUGUUAAAGAGCGCCUUUGGUUGACACUCCAUUGGCCCAGCAAUCAGCCAACACAGCUGGUAUCUAGCUGUUUUGGAGGUGAACUGUUGCAAUGGGAUCUCACUCAAUCUUGGAGACGGAAAUACACCCUCUUCAGUGCCUCAUCAGAAGGGCAAAAUCAUUCAAGAAUUGUGUUUAAUUUAUGUCCUUUACAAACAGAGGAUGACAAACAGCUAUUACUUUCCACAUCAAUGGAUAGAGAUGUAAAAUGCUGGGACAUGGCCACCCUGGAGUGCUGUUGGACCCUGCCUUCCCUUGGUGGGUUUGCAUACAGCCUGGCUUUCUCUUCUGUGGACGUAGGCUCUUUGGCCAUAGGUGUUGGGGAUGGCAUGAUCCGUGUAUGGAAUACACUCUCCAUAAAGAACAACUAUGAUGUGAAACAUUUUUGGCAAGGUGUCAAGUCCAAGGUUACAGCGCUGUGCUGGCACCCAACCAAGGAAGGUUGCUUAGCUUUUGGAACUGAUGAUGGAAAAGUGGGAUUGUAUGACACCUACUCCAACAAGCCUCCACAGAUUUCUAGCACAUAUCAUAAGAAGACUGUAUAUACUUUAGCCUGGGGGCCACCAGUACCCCCCAUGUCACUUGGAGAAGGAGACAGACCUUCCCUUGCUUUAUACAGCUGUGGAGGAGAAGGGAUUGUCUUACAGCAUAACCCCUGGAAGCUUAGUGGAGAAGCCUUUGACAUCAACAAACUCAUCAGGGACACCAAUUCAAUCAAAUACAAAUUGCCUGUACACACAGAGAUAAGUUGGAAAGCAGAUGGCAAAAUCAUGGCUCUUGGCAAUGAAGAUGGAUCAAUAGAAAUAUUUCAGGUUCCCAACCUGAAACUGAUCUGUACUAUCCAACAACAUCACAAGCUUGUGAAUACCAUUAGCUGGCAUCAUGAGCAUGGCAGCCAGCCAGAGCUGAGCUAUCUGAUGGCCUCUGGCUCCAACAAUGCAGUCAUUUAUGUGCACAACCUGAAGACUGUCAUAGAGAGCAGCCCUGAGUCUCCAGUGACCAUUACGGAGCCCUACCGCACCCUCUCAGGGCAUACGGCCAAGAUUACCAGUGUGGCGUGGAGCCCACAUCAUGAUGGAAGGCUGGUGUCUGCUUCCUAUGAUGGUACAGCCCAGGUGUGGGAUGCUCUCCGGGAAGAGCCCCUGUGCAAUUUCCGAGGACAUCGAGGUCGACUGCUUUGUGUGACGUGGUCUCCUUUGGAUCCAGACUGCAUCUAUUCAGGGGCAGAUGACUUUUGUGUGCACAAGUGGCUCACUUCCAUGCAAGAUCAUUCCCGGCCUCCUCAAGGCAAAAAAAGUAUUGAAUUAGAGAAAAAACGGCUCUCUCAACCUAAGCCAAAGCCCAAAAAGAAGAAAAAGCCCACCUUGAGAACUCCUGUAAAGCUGGAAUCGAUUGAUGGAAAUGAAGAAGAGAGCAUGAAGGAGAACUUGGGACCUGUGGAGAAUGGUGUGUCAGACCAAGAAGGGGAGGAGGAAGCACGGGAGCCGGAAUUACCCUGCGGCCUCGCUCCAGCGGUUUCUAGAGAACCAGUUAUCAGAGAACCAGUUAUCUGCACUCCGGUUUCCUCAGGCUUUGAAAAGUCAAAAGUCACCAUUAAUAACAAAGUCAUUUUACUGAAAAAGGAGCCACCAAAAGAGAAGCCAGAAGCCUUAAUCAAGAAGAGAAAAGCUCGUUCCUUGCUUCCCCUGAGUACAAGCCUGGACCACAGAUCCAAAGAGGAGCUUCAUCAGGACUGUUUGGUACUAGCAACUGCAAAGCACUCCAAAGAACCGAAUGAAGAUGUGUCUGCUGAUCUUGAGGAAAGAUUUCAUCUGGGGCUUUUCACAGACAGGGCUACGCUGUACAGAAUGAUUGAUAUAGAAGGAAAAGGUCACUUAGAAAAUGGCCACCCUGAGUUAUUUCACCAGCUUAUGCUUUGGAAAGGAGAUCUCAAAGGUGUUCUCCAAACCGCAGCGGAAAGAGGGGAGCUGACAGACAACCUUGUGGCUAUGGCACCAGCGGCUGGCUACCAUGUGUGGCUAUGGGCUGUGGAAGCUUUUGCCAAACAGCUGUGUUUUCAGGAUCAGUAUGUCAAGGCUGCUUCUCACCUACUUUCCAUCCACAAAGUGUAUGAAGCUGUGGAGCUGCUCAAGUCAAACCAUUUUUACAGGGAAGCUAUUGCAAUUGCCAAGGCCCGGCUGCGCCCAGAGGACCCAGUCCUGAAGGACUUGUACCUCAGCUGGGGAACCGUCCUAGAAAGAGAUGGCCAUUAUGCUGUCGCAGCCAAAUGCUAUUUAGGGGCCACUUGUGCUUAUGAUGCAGCCAAAGUUUUGGCCAAAAAGGGGGAUGCAGCAUCACUUAGAACGGCUGCAGAGUUGGCUGCCAUCAUAGGAGAGGAUGAGUUGUCUGCUUCCCUGGCGCUCAGAUGUGCCCAAGAGCUGCUUCUGGCCAACAACUGGGUGGGAGCCCAGGAAGCCCUACAGCUGCAUGAAAGUCUACAGGGUCAGAGAUUGGUGUUUUGCCUUCUGGAGCUGCUGUCCCGGCAUCUGGAGGAAAAGCGGUUUUCAGAGGGCAAAAGCUCCUCCUCUUACCACACUUGGACCACGGGCACAGAAGGGCCUUUCGUGGAGAGGGUGACUGCAGUGUGGAAGAGCAUCUUCAGCGUUGACACCCCUGAGCAGUAUCAGGAAGCCUUUCAGAAGCUGCAGAAUAUCAAGUACCCAUCUGCUACAAAUAACACGCCUGCCAAACAGCUCCUGCUUCACAUUUGCCAUGACUUGACCCUGGCAGUGCUGAGCCAGCAGAUGGCCUCCUGGGACGAGGCUGUGCAGGCGCUCCUUCAGGCAGUGGUCCGGAGCUAUGACUCGGGGAGCUUCACCAUCAUGCAGGAAGUGUACUCAGCCUUUCUUCCUGACGGAUGUGACCACCUAAGAGACAAAUUGGGUGACCGUCAAUCCCCUGCCAUGCCAGCUUUCAAAAGUCUAGAGGCCUUUUUUCUUUAUGGGCGUCUGUAUGAAUUCUGGUGGUCUCUCUCUAGGCCUUGCCCAAAUUCCAGUGUCUGGGUAGGGACUGGUCACAGAACACUCUGUGUUGAGCCAAGCCAGCAGUUAGACACUGCCAGCACUGAAGAAACUGACCCUGAAACUUCUCAGCCAGAGCCAAACAGACCCUCGGAACUAGACUUGAGACUCACAGAAGAAGGUGAGCGAAUACUGAGUACUUUUAAGGAGCUCUUUUCAGAAAAGCAUGCCAGUCUCCAAAACUCACAGAGAACUGUUGCUGAAGUCCAAGAGACCUUGGCAGAAAUGAUCCGCCAGCACCAGAGGAGUCAACUCUGUAAAUCCACAGCAAAUGGUCCUGAUAAGAAUGAACUGGAAGUAGAAGCAGAGCAGCCCCUCUCCAGUUCUCAGAGCCAGUGUAAAGAAGAAAAAAAUGAGCCACUUUCUCUGCCUGAAUUAACCAAAAGGCUUACAGAGGCAAAUGAGAGAAUGGCGAAAUUUCCUGAGAGCAUUAAGGCCUGGCCCUUCCCAGAUGUGCUGGAGUGCUGCCUCGUCCUGCUUCUCAUCAGGUCCCACUUUCCUGGGUGUCUGGCCCAGGAAAUGCAGCAGCAGGCCCUAGAGCUUCUUCAGAAAUACGGCAACACGAAAACUUACAAAAGACACUGCCAGACCUUCUGCACGUGAAUUUUUACACACCUUGAAGAAACUGCCAAAUUGAAAAUGUUUGACACCUUUCACCUCUGCAGUUCCACCUCACCAGACAUUCACUCUGGUCCCUAGCUGUUUUUGCGGUAAUCCAAAUGAAUACAAACGAGGAUUAAGUUUGAAUCAACCCUGCCUACCCACAGACACAGUGGAUCUGACUUUAGACUCAAUUGUGGUCUCCUGCUGGAGGGAAGAUCAUGUAAAGCCCGCAGUAGUUAUUCAGAACUAAUACCUGCAGAGUGUUGGUCAUCUCUACAGCCUUAGGCAGGUUUCAUCCAAAGAGGAGAAACUUCUGUCAUCACCCAAAGUGUUACAUGCUUAAAACACAAGCUACCUUUAUAAAUACUUCAUCUGAUCAGAAAUGUGUCAUGCUUGUUUGAGAUGGAGUUGCUGCAUUUUAGGACUAUUGAUACUUUUUUAAAAUUGUUUUUAUAAUAUUUAAUUUGAAAGCGGAGACCCUUCUCUGUCUCCUCUUUCAUAGAUUGAAGUUUGAAUUUGAAAUAGGCCUUAACCAUCAUGUUGACUCUCCUGUCAGAAUUUUAGGUUGGAAAUUUGGUUUUAUUCUUUUAUGUAAUUGCUUAUUUGAACAGAUCAUUUACUAAAGCUUUAGAAGAAGUGAUUCAAAUGUGUGUUUUCCCUUCAGUUUUAUAACAGAUGGAUCGAUGGCAGUCAAAUAGCUCAGGAAUAAAUUACUGUUCCAAUGGUUUUUAAACUUUCUUGGAUUAUAGGAUCCUUUUGAGAAUCAGAUUAAAGCCAGAGAUACUCUUUGGAGAAAAAUGCAUGUUCCUAAUUUUGCAUAGAUGACCUUUGGAUUUUUGGACUCUGACAGUUGGGACCCUAAAUACUAUUUAAUUGUAAAUCUUUUUUUUUUUCUCCUCCUUGGUUAUUUAAACAGUUGAACAGUGUCAGGAACAGAUGUUUCGGUAAUGUCACAGUUGCUAGGAUGGGAAAAUCACAGUCUGGCAUGCGUGUGGGAAGGAAUACGCCUUUCACAUAAUUGAACUGUUUUAUCUAGGAUUCAUUGUGAAGGCUGUUCUGCUCACGUUUGUAGUUUAUUUUUCAGUUAAUUCCUAGGAUUGGGAUUGGGACAGUAAGAAUGAAAUUCAUUUACAGGGAGUCCCAGGAAGGAAAAUGUUUAAGGCAGUUUUCAAAGAUGUGUAUGUGCCUAGCAUUAGCGUUUAAUAAACUCUACAAAGGGAAAUACUGUAGAAUUUAGAUCCUCACAGUUCAUACAGUUAAGUGAACUUUAGGAAGAUGAUGCUUUCUUACUAGAGAUGGAGAAUCUUUCUUGAUUGAAAAGAUAUAAAUAGGCAUGGCUAGGUGGAAAACUGGACACCAGUUCUACAAACUGCUAAAAUGAACUUUGCUUACAGAGGUGGAAAAAAUAUAUAGUCCAUUCCACUUGAGUAAAGAGUGAUAUUGUUAAA